GCCAUGGAGCAAACAACAAGUGUGAAAGUUCUUCAGGAGUGUUCAGUGGCACCAACACAGGGAAGAACCACUUCCUCCGCGCCAACUUCCCUUCCUUUCACCUUCUUUGAUUUACUAUGGCUAAGGUCUCCACCAGUUGAACGUGUUUUCUUCUAUGAAUUCUCAAACCCCACAAUCUCAUUCUUUGAUUCCAUUCUUCCCAAUCUCAAACACUCUCUUUCCUUCACACUCCACCACUUCCUCCCUCUUGCUGGCACCAUCACAUGGCCUGAUGACUCACCCCACCCCAUCAUCAACUAUGUCCCUGGCAAUGCUGUUUCCUUAACCAUUGCUGAGUCCAAUGCAAAUUUCAACCUCCUUUGUUCCAACACUUGUGAAGCUUCUCAACUCCUCAAUUUGAUACCCCUUUUGGCCACUUCCCAUGAACAGGCAUGUGUGAUGGCUCUUCAAGUUACCCUUUUUCCAAACCAUGGCUUUAGUCUUGGAAUAUCCACACACCAUGCAGCUUGUGAUGGGAAGACCUCAACUUUGUUUCUCAAAGCAUGGGCCCAUGCCUGUUCCAAUAACCUUGGAGAAUCAUCAUUUUCGUCAUUACCUAAACAUCUAACACCCAUUUAUGACAGGUCAAUUAUAAGAGACCCCUCAGGAAUGGGUGCAAUGUACGUGAAUAGUUGGUUGAACUUUGGAGGGCCAAACAAUAGAAGCAUGAAGGUGUGGGAUUUUGGUGGUGCAAUGUCAAAGGAAUCAACUAGAGGUUCGUUUGAAUUAACCUCAAAAAAUGUCCAAAAGCUUAAGCAGCAUGAAAAAUCUAAGCUGAAAGAGAAUGCUCACUUGUCAACAUAUGCGGUUACAUGUGCUUAUGUGUUGCAAUGCUUAGUCAAAGCAGAACAACCAAAGGCCAAUGGAGUAGCUUUUUUGUUCAGUGUGGAUUGUAGGUCUCGCUUGGAGCCACCUAUUCCUUCCUCAUAUUUUGGAAAUUGCAUCAUAGGCCAUAAGGUUAUGAAUGAGACAAAAAAGUUUGUGGGAGAUGAUGGUUUCAUCCAUGCUCUUGAGGGGAUUACUGAAGCUUUGAAAAAAUUGGAUGAUGGGGUGCUAAGUGGAGCAGUAACAUUGUCUACAAUGAUGCAAAUUGCAAAUGAUAAUAAAAUACUUAGCACUGCUGGAUCUCCAAGGUUUGAGGUUUAUGGUAUUGAUUUUGGAUGGGGAAGGCCAAAGAAGGUGGAUAUGACUUCAAUAGGCAAAACAGGAGCAUUUUGUCUGUCUGAGAGUAGGAAUGAAAAUGGAGGGAUUGAGAUUGGGUUGGUGUUGAACAAACAAGAAAUGGAGGUUUUUGCUGCUCAUUUUACUCAAGGACUUGAAUCCCUUUAA
Molecule: messenger RNA, 1368 nt
Organism: Abrus precatorius (Indian licorice)
Lineage: Eukaryota; Viridiplantae; Streptophyta; Magnoliopsida; Fabales; Fabaceae
Product: phenolic glucoside malonyltransferase 1-like
Exons: 1
Coding region: 4-1368 (454 amino acids)
Source: RefSeq, a predicted model, not a curated record